Peronospora matthiolae is the source of this 2646-nucleotide messenger RNA. The record is from the annotation of a GenBank genome assembly. NCBI's taxonomy places the organism in Eukaryota, Oomycota, Peronosporomycetes, Peronosporales, Peronosporaceae.
AUGGCCACCACUCAAGUGGCGCCGCUGCCUCUCGACGUCGAGUCUCGCGAGCGCAUCCCUGGCAGCCCGUUAGUCCCGGGUGGCGUCUCAUGGUCUGAAGACAGUCGCCUCGCUGUCGUGUCCGACUCAAGCGUCCUCGUCGCCACGUUCCGCAGUCGCGAACUCGAGAUGUUCCAGCCAAGAGGUCCAGCUGUAUCAAAAGACUUUGUCUUUCUCCCGGACACCAUCGAGAACGAGCGCUUUCCCGUUGCAAUUCCUCCUGUCAUGGAGUCCCUGGACGCGGGUCUCCCUCGAGCAAGUACCACGUACUUUUUGCUGCACGAGAGCGAUCGGCAUCAAUACAAUCCAAAGGAACUGUCUUUGUCCAAGAACGCAGGCCGAUCUUUCGUCGCAGCAGUAUGGGGCCCUCGAGGCUCUGCGCCAAACUCGUCGUGUGCGCUCUUGGCACUCACAGCCGCGUCCCGAGUGACGUUGCACUUUCCGUCGAGUUUUCAUAUGGACUGGAAGCAAGUCGCCGUGUUUUCGGAAACCCUGUUUGAGUUCCUUGAGCAAAAUAGCUUUCGACUUGGACCAUCACAUGAACUGGUGAGUAGUAUGCAAUCGCCGUCCAGUGUAGCUGCAAUGGCUGGAUCACGUGGAAACCAGUCGGCAAAGUGGACGAACAAGAAGAGCAAGCUAAACCCAGAUACAGGACUUGCUACAAGGAACUCUGUUGCGGAGUAUGCGCAUAAAUGUGCCAUGAUGUCGACACUCACGAUGGCGUGGUCGCCGUUUAUGGUCACAAUGGAUCAGCGAAAUACUGUGUCGCUUAUUGCACUGUCGGGACGGAAAGUGAGCACCAUUUGGACGUAUAAGUAUCCGUCGUUUGUGGCGGACCAGGAGAUGUCAGCUUUCCUUUCGUCGACCCCGGUUGCGUGGAUUGACACUGAAAAGUAUGGGUGGGUUUCCACGAGUACAUGGCAGCAAAUGCAUCGACAUGGGACAGCUUAUGCGACGAGACAAGACCUUGGUUUGGCACUUGGGACAUCGGAAGGUUAUGUGCUUAUUGCUAACGUUCCGGUGAGGUCCACUACGAUGAGUGAUGGCGUGCCUCAGAAGCUAGCAGUAGAUCGCGUUAUUGUGACACCGCAUUCGCAGCCAGUCUUUGGUUUGUGUAUGGGAAGUCGUUGGACGUACUCGAAUAGUCCGACAAAUAAUUUGAUUGUCGCGUCAGGGUCAACGAUAUCUGUUUGGAACGUGAAGAAGAAGAAGCAAGCACAACCAAACGUGAUGUGGAAGGCGCAUGAUGGCAAUGUUACUGGACUUGACAUCAACAACUUUGGAGACACGGUGUUCUCAGCUUCAGUGGAUGGAACAAUUAAAGCGUGGGAGAAGGCCACAGGCAUUCUACGUUACUCCAGCAACGUGAUUUCUACUGACUCAGCGGGUACGAGCCCUCGUGACACUGCUACUGCUGCUUCGAGCAUUAGCAAGUAUCCCGUGUUUGGUUUGGCAAUGUCGCCAAGCUCGGCGCAGUUGGCGUGUGUCUUCAUCAUCCCUCCAGCGUCCCGACCCAACCGCAAAUCACAAGCUGACGUUUCUUACAGCCGUGUGUCGAGCUCACUCGAGUACAUUCCAUCGCCUUUGGUGAAAAGGUCUGAUCACUUUGUGGAAAUUGUGUUUCGCAUUCUUAGCGAGGGUCAGUCCGUGGGCAGCUUCAUGGACGUGGUGUGGUUAUGCUAUAACGACAACGCGACGCUGAUGUCGCUGAAUGGGGCAACGGACUUGGCCAUUCCUAGCAUGUUGAACGAAGUCAAGAGUGCUAAUGGCGAAGCAAGCGAGAACAAGAUACUCGCGCGCCAACCAAUGUAUUUACACCUGUGUGAGGAGCUUGAGAAGCGCUACUUCGAAUCAGUUCAGGAUAUCGACUCUGGUAGAAGUGACACCACGCUCCCUAUUCCGCUGUUCCUGCAGGCAUCUUUGCUGCUCCGCAGUGCGAUCACACCUGCAGAUCAUCAAGUGGCGGCUCAAAAUGUCGUCCUAGCAAAGUUACGACGGACUUUGGGAGUAUACUGGGCGGAGCGUUGUUUGACGUCAGUUCUGGAGGCGUCGAAGAAGGCCAACCUGGCACUUCACGACUAUCUUGCCAGUUCUGCGACUAUGCAGUUCAGCGCACUGGCAAUGGCAGAUUUUCUUAGUGUGCAGAAUCCGCUGACGCGCCGCAGUGAAGCUCUCGUUACGCAUAUCUACGAUCAAUUGGACUCAACGGGGACUGCCGUUUGGAGUGCGUACGUUCGAGCAAAAGCGAAUAGUGAGGACCAGUCUACUGAAGAUGUAGACAAAGCUGCUGCGACAUUUGUGCCACCUUCACGAGAGACGUGCUUCAUUUGCGAAGCGAGUGUCCCGUUUGGCGAGCUAGAGAUCGUUUGUGAAUUCGGACACACAUUGGAAAGAUGCUUCCUCUCCUUCCGCUAUAUUUCUGCCAUGGAAGUAUGGAAGUGCAUGGGUUGUGGGGCUUCAGCAUCUGAAAUUGAUUUUUCAAGCGGUACAACCCCUUUUUAUCUAUUGAACUCCGAGCGUGUCGAUGACACUAAACUCACUUCGCCGGCUGCCGCGACGAUCCUCUGUCGGCUGUGCGGUAGCUACUGCAGCUUUUCAAAAUACUGA